UGGAAAGAAAGACAUGUUUAACAAUAUAUAUCUCUUAUUUUUUAUUUUCCAAUUAUUAAGUGUCUUAUUAUACUGAAAUGUUAUCAUUAGGAUGUCUAUUCUGUUACGGAAUUUUGUUGGCUGUACUCAUAACAAUUUUGUUUUUCAUAAUAAUAUAUGUGACAAGCGAACGGUAUCCCAAAAUCUCAAGAGAUGAAAGCGAAAAAUUUUUUUUCAACUGUCAGAUGAAGAUAAAGGAAGCAUUUCCUUCAUUAUAUGAUCCCUGGAGUGUGCAACUCAGUGUCAUUAUACCUGCUUACAAUGAAGAACAAAGAUUACCUCCCAUGUUGGACGAAUGUUUGGAGUAUCUGGAAGAAUGUAGGAAGUCUGGAUUAACUUAUGAAGUAAUAGUAGUCAGUGAUGGCAGUACAGAUAAGACUGUUGACGUGGCGCAUCGUUAUGCAUUAAAAUACAGCACUUUAAAAGUAUUAAAUCUUAUAAAAAAUAGAGGAAAAGGUGGAGCUGUAAGACUGGGUAUGCUGAGUGCAAGAGGCAGCGCUUUGUUGUUCGCAGAUGCAGAUGGUGCUACUAAGUUUAACGAUUUAAAAAAGUUAGAUGAGAAUUUGAUAAAUGUUUUAGGAUUUGAUUAUAUUAAUAAACCCGAGAAAACGGCAUCGUCCGAUGCAGUAAUAUGUGGCUCAAGAGCACAUUUGGAAAAAGAAGAAACUGCCAAACGAUCCUACUUCCGACUCUUUCUUAUGCACGGCUUUCAUUUCUUAGUCUGGUUGUUGUGUGUCAGGGGCAUUAGAGAUACGCAGUGUGGAUUUAAGCUUUUAACGAGAAAAUCAGCGAGAACAAUAUUCGAAGCGUUACAUGUCGAACGCUGGGCAUUUGAUGUAGAAAUGCUUUACAUCGCACAGACUCUCAACAUUCCUGUGACUGAAAUAGCAGUAAACUGGACGGAGAUCGAGGGCUCCAAGAUCAUACCAUUUUGGAGCUGGUUGCAAAUGGGCAGAGAUCUAUUCUUUAUCUGGCUUAGAUACAGAAUUGGAGCAUGGAAGAUAAAUAAACCUAAAAAUUAGGACUUAAUAUUAAUUAGAUUU
Messenger RNA from Atta colombica, 1082 nucleotides. It is a transcript of the gene wol, whose product is annotated as dolichyl-phosphate beta-glucosyltransferase. Gene Ontology annotation, cellular component: endoplasmic reticulum membrane. The record is from RefSeq and is a predicted model, not a curated record. The transcript has 5 exons. Lineage: Eukaryota; Metazoa; Arthropoda; Insecta; Hymenoptera; Formicidae. Bases 78 to 1061 code for a protein of 327 amino acids.